GCGGGGCGGGGGGCCGGACGGGGGGCGGGGCCGCCGGGGCGCGGGUGGCGGCGCGGGCGGCGGGGCGGCCAUGCCGUACGCCAACCAGCCCACGGUGCGCAUCACCGAGCUGACGGACGAGAACGUCAAGUUCAUCAUCGAGAACACGGACCUGGCGGUGGCAAACUCCAUUCGAAGAGUGUUCAUCGCGGAGGUCCCCAUCAUAGCCAUUGACUGGGUCCAGAUAGACGCCAACUCCUCUGUGCUCCAUGAUGAAUUCAUUGCACACAGGCUGGGUCUCAUCCCACUCACCAGCGAUGACAUUGUGGAUAAAAUGCAAUAUUCCAGAGACUGCACAUGUGAUGAGUUCUGUCCAGAGUGCUCUGUGGAAUUCACCCUUGAUGUCCGGUGCAACGAAGACCAGACUCGUCACGUCACAUCCCGCGAUCUGAUCUCCAAUAACCCCCGGGUCAUACCGGUAACGUCUCGGAGCAGAGACAAUGACCCCAAUGACUAUGUGGAGCAGGACGGUAAGCGGCAUUUCACUGGGAAUAAGAGCUGGAGAAGGAAAUUAAUUUGUCUUUCAGACAUCCUCAUUGUGAAGCUGCGGAAGGGCCAGGAGCUGAGACUGCGAGCCUAUGCCAAGAAGGGCUUUGGCAAGGAGCACGCCAAGUGGAACCCCACAGCAGGUGUAGCCUUCGAGUAUGACCCAGACAACGCGCUGAGGCACACAGUGUACCCCAAACCAGAGGAGUGGCCCAAGAGCGAGUACUCUGAGAUUGAUGAGGAGGAUGCUCAGGCUCCCUAUGACCCCAACGGGAAGCCAGAGAGGUUUUAUUACAAUGUGGAGUCCUGCGGUUCUCUGCGCCCAGAGACCAUCGUUCUCUCUGCACUGUCUGGCCUGAAGAAGAAACUGAGCGACCUGCAGACCCAGCUGAGCCAUGAAAUUCAGAGUGAUGUCCUCACUAUAAACUGAGGUGGCCUCUUGCAAGAGAGUGCUCAGCUGUGAGUGAUGCGGAAGGUCCUUGCCUCUGCCCGGCAGUGCUUUGAGCUGAGGCUCUUACCUCCCCAUCUCCCUCUGCCUUCAUCCCUGGCCCUCCUUCCCAGGGUAAGCCAUUGUGAUGUGUGGGGUAUAGCAGGAAGGGAAUCGGUGAUUGUCUUUGCUAGGACAGGCUUUGUCUCCAAGUGGUCCCAGGGUUUAGGCCAGAGUUUUGGAUUAUGGCCACGUGGUGUCUGGGAUUGGGAAGUGUGCGCCUCCGUUACACAACCCUACUUUAUUUGCAUGUCUGUUUCUUACUGUGCUGAAUAAAGCCUUACACAC
Messenger RNA from Falco peregrinus (peregrine falcon), 1300 nucleotides. RefSeq names its product RNA polymerase II subunit C (gene POLR2C). Bases 71 to 955 code for a protein of 294 amino acids. Gene Ontology annotation, molecular function: DNA-directed RNA polymerase activity; protein dimerization activity; DNA binding. NCBI's taxonomy places the organism in Eukaryota, Metazoa, Chordata, Aves, Falconiformes, Falconidae. Gene Ontology annotation, cellular component: RNA polymerase II, core complex. Gene Ontology annotation, biological process: DNA-templated transcription. The record is from RefSeq and is a predicted model, not a curated record. The transcript has 9 exons.